Strongyloides ratti is the source of this 366-nucleotide messenger RNA. RefSeq lists its product as hypothetical. Lineage: Eukaryota; Metazoa; Nematoda; Chromadorea; Rhabditida; Strongyloididae. The coding region runs from base 1 to 366 and encodes 121 amino acids. The transcript has a single exon. The record is from RefSeq and is a predicted model, not a curated record.
AUGACAAUUUCAUUACUAUUUCAAUAUAUAAUUUUAUUAAUUUUUUUACAUGAAUUAUAUUCAUUUCAAAUAUCAAUAAAUUUAGAUAAAAAUAAUCAUUAUGAUGUAAAUAAUUUUGAAGAAUUUGCUAAAGUAACAUUAGAUGAAUUUAAAAAAUGUUUGCCAAUAUUUUAUAAAUGUCUUUCAUGGAAUGAUAUUCAUGAAGAAAGAUUCAAAGUAUGUAAUAAUUUUUAUGAUAUUAAUUUCAUGAAAAAUUUUGAUGCAAUGAAGGAAAUAUAUUAUGAAUUAGACAUUGAAAUACACAGAUGUUGGAAAUUUAUAAAUCCCUUUACACCAAAUAUGGAUGAUUUCUUUUAUGCUAAUUAA